This is a messenger RNA of Rosa chinensis, 1944 nucleotides long. RefSeq names its product protein DETOXIFICATION 35. Gene Ontology annotation, molecular function: xenobiotic transmembrane transporter activity; antiporter activity. Bases 104 to 1573 code for a protein of 489 amino acids. Gene Ontology annotation, cellular component: membrane. NCBI's taxonomy places the organism in Eukaryota, Viridiplantae, Streptophyta, Magnoliopsida, Rosales, Rosaceae. Gene Ontology annotation, biological process: xenobiotic detoxification by transmembrane export across the plasma membrane. The record is from RefSeq and is a predicted model, not a curated record. The transcript has 7 exons.
CCUCACUUUACCACUACCUUCUUUGGAGGGAGCAGCUAGCACUAUUUCUCGGCACUCAUUUCUGAUCCACCUAGCUUUGCUUUCUUUUCAAUCAAAAAUUCAAAUGGAAACACAAACAGUUCCCUUGCUGAGCAUCAAGGCCGAGCCAGAGCUCGACUAUGCUCAGGUGAAGAGCUUCAGGGAGGGCCUGUCAGUUGGUGGGAAGGAGACAGUGAAGCUGUGGAAAGUUGCAGCUCCGGUGGCUUUUACGACUCUUUUUCAGUACCUGAUUCAGUCCGUCACUACUAUCUUUGUCGGACAUCUCGGAGACCUUCAGCUCUCCGCCGUUUCCCUCUGUCAUAAUGUCAUCAACGCCAUCGCCUUCGGCUUCCUGCAAGGUAUGGCAAUUGCACUUGGAACUCUUUGUGGUCAAGCAUAUGGAGCAGGCCAAGUAGACUCACUUGGUAUCUAUAUGCAGCGCUCCUGCAUUAUCCUAGCCAUCACUUGUUUCCUCCUUUCAUCACUUUACAUUUUCGCCACUCCAUUCCUAAAGAUUUUAGGCCAAGAAGACAAUAUAGCCGAGUUUGCUGGAAAAUAUAGUCUGUUGAUAAUCCCUCAGAUGUUCUCCUUUUCCAUCAAUUUGCCCACCCAAAAGUUCCUACAGGCUCAGAGCAAGGUGGGGAUCAUCACAUGGAUCUCCUUUGCGGCUCUAGUCACACACACAGGAUUUCUGUAUCUCUUCAUUAGCGUACUCGACUGGGGGCUUAAUGGUGCAGCUGUAGCUUAUAAUAUCACAUAUUGGGAAGUUGCAAUUUGUCAGUUUGUGUAUGCUGUAUUUUUGUGCAAGGAAGGUUGGACUGGAUUUUCAUGGUUGGCAUUUAAAGACAUGUGGGCUUUUGCUAGGCUGUCCCUUGCCUCAUGUAUGAUGUUUUGCCUGGAGAUGUGGUACACUAUGAGUCUGAACAUUCUUGCCGGUCAACUUGAAAAUGCAGUGAUUGCUCUUGGUUCCUUUUCUAUAUGCUUGAACUUUCAGAGUUGGGAAAUCAUGUUUUUGGCAGGAAUAAAUGCUGCUAUAAGCAUUCGAGUCUCGAAUGAACUAGGGAUGGGGCAUCCCAGAGCUGCCAAAUAUUCCAUCUGCGUUGCAGUCUUACAAUCUCUCGUCGUUGGCAUAUUGUCUAUGACUUUUAUCUUCAUAAGUAGAGACUAUAUUGCCAGUGUUUUCACCGACAGCAAAGUUAUGCAGCAAGCUGUUGCUCGUUUAGCUUACUUUCUUGGUGUAACCAUGCUUCUUAGUAGUGUUGCACAAGUUUUAACAGGUGUUGCUGUUGGAGGUGGAUGGCAAGUGAUGGUAGCUUAUAUAAAUUUGGCUGCUUAUUAUCUAUUUGGGCUCCCACUUGCAAUCUUUCUUGGAUUUAAAGCAAAUUUGGGUCCAAUGGGACUUUAUGGUGGCAUAAUAUGCGGAAGUGCUCUUCAGAUCUUAUUCCUAUUGAUUAUGACUUCCAGAAUCAACUGGGACAAUGAGGUGAAGCAAACGACCAAGCGCAUAAAGAAAUGGGGGAGCAAGGAAAUAAGAACUGAGAAGAUAGGUUGCUGAUAGUUGUAUAUAAAAUAAAGCUUCCUCCAAGAACAUAAACAUGAAAUUAAAGCUCACGUUGUUGCUGCAUAGAUUUAAGGUGAAAGGCACUCAGGUUUAAGUUUCCUAAGUUUAAUUCUUGAAUAGUUGAGGCUCAUCUUUCAACAUGCUCCUCCCACACUCAUCUGUGUUCGAAUAUCAAGGGGCAAGCUGAGCAGCUGAUAACAUGGCAGCCAGUUUAAGUAGAUUAAUUAAGGUUUAAUCAAGCUAUUUAGUGGUUAAUGUGUUAGUUAAUUAGAAUGGCAGGAAAUGGAAUAAUGUACAUUGUAUUAGUAAAAUAAAGUAACAAAUAUAUUUAUUGCAUCGCAAGAAAAAAAAAAUGUUCUGGUAAA